Messenger RNA from Diorhabda carinulata, 2628 nucleotides. RefSeq names its product endophilin-B1 (gene EndoB). The record is from RefSeq and is a predicted model, not a curated record. Lineage: Eukaryota; Metazoa; Arthropoda; Insecta; Coleoptera; Chrysomelidae. The transcript is spliced from 8 exons. Gene Ontology annotation, molecular function: protein binding. Bases 105 to 1124 code for a protein of 339 amino acids. Gene Ontology annotation, cellular component: cytoplasm.
UUGCAUUUACGUACAAACCAAAGUUUAUGUUUUCAAGUUGUCAAAAGAUCAAUACAAUUUAUAAGGAUUAUAUGAAUUAACUAUUAAAACAAGUUAAAAAAAGUAUGGAUUUCAACGUUAAAAAAAUGGUGAAAGAUGCCGGCGCUGCUUUAAGCAGAGCAAUACAGCUGACUGAAGAAAAAUUGGGUACUUCGGAGAAAACAGAACUGGAUGCUUAUUUUGAAAAUCUUUGGAGCAGAGCAGAGAAUACGAAGAACUUUACAGAGAAAAUUGUGAAAAAUACAGAAGCGGUUUUAAUACCGAAUCCUGGUAAUAGGAUCGAAGAUUAUAUCUACGAAAAAAUCGAAAAGCAGAGACCGUCGAGGUUAAGUAAUUUGGAAUAUUUAGGAAUGGAUAUGGUCGAAGCUGGUACAGUUUUGGGACCUGGAACUGCUUAUGGAAGUUCUUUAAUAAAAGUUGGGCAAUGGGAGCAGAAAUUAGGGCAAACGGAAAGAGAUUUUAUCGGUUCUGCUGGUAUGUGUUUUACUCAACCGUUGAGAAAAUUUCUCGAAACUGAAAUGAAAACCAUUAUUAAAGAAAAGAAUUUAUUGGAAGUCAAAAGGUUGGAUCUGGAUGCUUGCAAAAACCGGGUCAGAAAGGCGAGGAGCAUGUUAGGACAACCAACUAAGGAUGGAGUUUCACCUGAAGUAGCAUUAGAACAGGCCGAAAGGGAAUUAAGAAUAGCCCAAUCUGAGUUCGAUAGACAAACGGAGAUAACUAAACUUCUUCUAGAAGGCGUAGGCAGUUCACACGCCGCCCAUUUGAGAUAUUUGUAUGAAUUCGUCGAGACGCAGGCGAGAUUUUAUUCACAAUGCACAACUAUUAUGACAGAUCUUCAACGAGAAUUGACAAGUUUAUCCAGUAGUCCCUCUGUUAGUCCUACUCAAAAUAACACUAUCCCGGACGAUAUGAAAAAAGCGAAGUCCAUCUACGAUUACACAGCUAAAGACAGCACCGAAUUAAGUCUUAAAGCUAACGAGGUGAUAUACAUAAAAGAAAUUCAAAAUUCCGAUUAUUACCUCGGGAAAAAUAGCAAAAACAACCAAGGUUUAGUACCAAAAGCGUAUUUAGAAGUGAUCACUUAAGUGAUGGUUCUUCGGCUUCUCUCUAUUCAAUUAUUCGACUCCGUAUGAAAUAAUUUAUUGCAAAGAUACAUUUUCGAAAGAUAUUCGUUUCACAAAAAUAUAUUUUUUUUUUAAUUGACUUGAUUCAAUGCUUAAAAUGGACACGACACUGAUUUUGGUGAAACUAUUCACCUGCUUCUGUAUAUUUUAUUCCAAUAUCAAAAACAUUCCGAACUACUGAGAUAUUUAUAUGAUUAACGUAAAUUUUUUAUUUAUAAAUAUAUUGUUAGAAAAAAAUUUAAAAAAAAAACAGUUUAUCAACGAUCCGAUCUUUUUAAAUCGUUAUUAGGUUGAAAUUUUUGGCACCGUUGGUGAUAUUCACACUGUAUACACUACCGCUACACCGACACGGACGAUUACACCGUUUCGACGAGACUGAAGACUGUUUACACCAAAACAACAUCAACACUCACGAUUACACCGUCCGACGCGCGUCCUCAGACUCGUUACUUGUUUUAUACUAAACUUUCCCGCCGAUAAACCUUCUCCCGCGAAAAUUAUUUAAGCGGGAAAACCUCCUUGGCGGGAACCUUAACAUCGACUACUUAACUAUAGAGUGGGCUGUAAGGAUUAAGGGCCGUUUGUCCUUAUUUAAGCUGUAUAUUGGACAAACUAAAAGAUUUGUUAAUGUCCGGUUUAAACAGCACAUUUAAAAAAACGAAUAUUGCCGGUCAUAAUCAUGACAUGAAUGUAACAUCGACGAAAAAUGUGUCCAAUAAUAAGUUGGAUGCAUCCGUAAGAGCUAAAUAAGGACGAAGGGCCCUUAAUCCUUACAGCCUACUCUAUAGUUUAGUAGUCAAGGAAUAAAUGUGAAGUUUCCCGCCUUAUUAAUUGUGAGUGGUGGUGUAAACAGUCUUCAGUCUCGUCGAAACGCGCGUUGGUGUAGUUGUAGUGUAAACGGUAUGAAUAUAACCAACGGUUCCCAAAAAUUCCUAAUUAUUGAGUCGAUUGUGGUCGGAAAUCAUUUUAUCAGUCUUCCAGUAUGCUUUUAUUAGUUUUAAAAUCGAAAAUUACUACAUCGGAUGUUUUUUCAAAGAUAUUUCACGCGAAAUUUGACAACGCUGUAACGUAUUCGACAAAUGACACGUAUCAGUUAUAGACUUUAAUUCGACUUAAUGCAAUAAUAUAAUAAUCAAUUCGAUACUUUGUGCAAUUACAAAAAGCUUUUAUUAUAAAAUAUAAAUAUAUAUAUAUAUAUAUCAUAAAUUAAUCUACGAGGGUAAAUCAAAAAUUACUUGCCACGAGCUUCCGGUAGAAGUCAAUUUUGCUCUUUGAGCGAGGAAAGCGUCGUCCUGUAGCGAAUUAGUGUACGUCGCUGGUAAAUUAACGCAUGCGCAUAACCAUCGCUUUCUAACUUAAUUUGAUGACGUUGCAGAAUAAAAAAUGCGAGUAAUUUUUGACGUACCGUAGUUAUAUUGUUAUUGUUAAUAAUCCACAUGUUGAAAUAAACAGUUUUUAAAUGAAA